AAGCGGCGCGGCUAAUUCAAGAUGGCGGAGAUGGACCAGCUGUUAGAUGAGAGCUCCUCGGCUGAGGCACUUGUUAGUCUGAAAGAGGGUAGUUUGUCCAACAGUAUAAAUGAGAAAAACAGCUUCCCCAGGGCUCACAACACAAGAGGACGAAAUUCCUCGCUGACAAUGGACACGCCCACGCGGAGCUCCAAGAGGAGUCGACUCUUUCGGGAUGAGGAGGAGCAGCAGCAGCAGCUGCAGCCACAGCAGCGAGGCGCUUCCAAGUCUCCCCGGAGGAGUCAGAGGGUCACCACCACACCACAGAAGUUUUCCACCAUCACAACUCCAGACAAGAAGGCAUCGCAGAAAAUCGGUCUCCGAUUAAGGAACCUCCUCAAGUUACCGAAGGCUCAUAAAUGGUGCAUCUACGAAUGGUUCUACUCAAACAUCGACAGACCUCUGUUUGAGGGCGACAAUGAGUUCUGCCUGUGUCUGAAGGAGUCCUUUCCCAAGCUCAAGACCAGGAAGCUGACCCGCGUGGAGUGGAGCACCAUCAGGAGGCUGAUGGGGAAACCGAGACGGUGCUCAUCUGCAUUCUUCGCUGAAGAGCGGACAGCGUUGAUACAGAAGAGGCAAAAGAUGCGUCUGCUGCAACAGAGAAAAAUCUCGGACAUGUCACAAUGCAAAGAUCUCCCAGAGGAAAUCCCUCUACCCCUCAUCAUAGGAACCAAAGUAACCGCCCGACUGCGGGGGGCUCACGACGGCCUGUUCACGGGGCAGAUCGACGCCGUGGACACCAGCGCCGCAACAUACCGCGUCACCUUCGACCGCAACGGCCUGGGCACCCACACUGUGCCGGACUACGAAGUGCUGAGCAACGAGCCCAACGAGACCAUGCCCAUCUCGGCGUUUGCCCAGAAACAUAGGGCUGCACGCUACCUACAGAACCUAAUGACUCCGCCCAGAGGACCCUGUCCGUCCGCUACCACGCCGAUCCUAAUGGACAACGACCCUCUCAUCAGCCAGUCAACAUGGAAGAGCAGACUCCCCGCUGGCGAGGGGGAGACAUUAGGGGGGUUUCCUGUCAAGUUCCUCGUCCAAGUGACAAGGCUGUCCAAGAUCCUCAUGAUCAAGAAAGAGCACAUCAAGCACUUGAAGGAUAUGAACACGGAAGCAGAGAAACUGAAGUCCUACUCAUUGCCCAUUGGCCUGGACUUCCAGAAGCGCUACGCCACCACAGUGCUGGAGCUGGAGCAGCUCAAUAAAGACCUCAACAAAGUGCUACACCAGGUUCAGCAGUUCUGCUGCGAGCUGGCCCCGGACCAGGGCAUGGCUCCGGCCGACCGGCCCACGGAGAUGCGGCAGCGGUGUGAGGAGGAGGCCCAGGAGCUGGUCCAGCACAGCAACACCCUGCUGGACGGCCAGCAGAGCGUCACCAACCCCAGCCACACACAGCUCGUCUCACGGCUCACAGCCCUGCUGCUGCAGAUCAAGUGUUUGGCUGAAGGGGGUGACCUGAAUUCGUUUGAGUUCAAAUCUCUGAACGACUCCCUAAACGACAUUAAGAGGUCGAUAGACCAAUCGAACCUCAGUUGCUUCCAGAACAAUGUGGAAAUCCAUGUGGCUCACAUCCAGAGUGGCCUUAGCCAGCUGGGAAACCUGCACGCCUUCGCUGCCAACAACACCAAUGCAGUCUGACCGCUUGCACUCUUUCUGAACACACACACACACACACACACACACACACACACACACACACACACACACACACACACACACACACACACACACACACACACACACACACACACACACACACACACACACACACACACACACACACACACACAGCACCCUGCACCCUGCACAUGGAGUUGGUGCUCUUUCCGGAACUUCUUCUAUUUUUCCUUUUCCUUUUUUACUUCUGCAACAAAAAAAACUCCAUGCAGCCAUUUUUUUGUACUCACAGCACACGACGCAGUGUUGGACGUGCAGCUGAAUCGGCCCAGAUUGAUUUCCAGAACACUAUAAAGCAUAUGGGGAAGGUGUGGUUAAUCUUUUAGCAAUUUUUCUGUGUGGGAAUGUGGCCCCAUCGAUCGAGGCCUACACUCCAGUUCAUUUCUCUCAUCCCCGGUGGUUGUUUUUCCAUGUGCCAAAAAUUACAUAUUUGCAGUUUUUAUAGACCAUAUUUAUUUAUAUUUUAGUAGGUGUAUGGUUAUAAGACAAUAUUUUACUAUUCCAGAAAGAUUACUCUGUAUGUAUUGUAGCUUUGCUCCACUGAUGGUAAGCACAGGGGAGGAUAAAGAAUGUUUUGUAAAAAAAGUUUAUUGUAGAUAUUUGUACAAUACUGAAUUAUUAGGACUAUUGUUGACAUUUCUGCUAUGUGAAAUGGCUUUUUUGUAAUUUUGUGUGCACUGAAAAAGAGAUGUGGUAUUUUUAUAAAUGAUCGGCCUGGGUUCCAGAUACCGUUGGUUCAAUUAAUUUUAUUCUCAGAAUUUGGCAUGGCACCCCCUUUCACUGAACAUACAUCACUGAUGUAACCCUUAAUUCAAGUUGUUUACCAGGACUUUCAGUUUUGUAAAGUUGUAUAUGGGAGUGCCUCAGGGCAAGUGUAUAUAAAUAUUGCUGUCUUUUUAUAUUAAACAUUGCAAAGCAGGUUUCGGUCAGUGUGUAAGUGUGUUGAUCUUAUUUGGAAGAAGACAUUGUGCAUUUAUAGACAAGUUUCAUUUUAUUUUAAUAAAUAAGAAUAUAUUUUAAAGCAAUUUUACAAUUGUAUACUACAUACGUACAUAAUGCGACUGUUUUGCUGUGUCACAGAAUCACAUAAAACCCCCAAAGCCGACCAUGGCACUGGUUUCCCAAUCAGAGUCCGAGUCGGAAAAGUCCUCACUGGCAUGGAUCGGAGAAAAGUGGCAGAGCGAAUGUGUUGGAAUUGGGGGAAUAACCACUUUCAUCUCCGGUCCGAUGGUCUUGUUGGGUGGGAAAUUGUCGUAUUCCACAAUAAGCUUCGGUCCUGCGUUUCCAUGAGAUGAGUAAUGGGCUUUGACGUCAUGUUGAUGCGCCUUCUGAAAUGAAGACGUGACGCAGGGGACGACAACGCUGAGUUCGGGCUUUUUCGGAGACGUCGCUUCGUAAACACAAGAAGUUACAGACUUGUGUUCGUAGCUCUGUUGCUUUGUCGUAGAUGAAGACACGUGGUUCUCCUCGCCUUUACAGUGUCGCUGAGUCGGUCUGAAGCUGCCGUCCAAUGGGAAGUGUGUUAAACCUAUCAUGUCUGCAGCCAUUCUGUUUUGGAGUUGCGCGAACGGGACGGGGGCAGAGCUGGUCGGCCCGUUGGAUUUCAUGGGAGCCGAUGAGCUGACCUGCCGGCGUGACUUGGCCCGUCUGUUCUGGAACCAGACCUACAAUCGAAGAAAGUUGAAUUUAGUCCUAGUUCUUAUUAAUCAAUUCAAAUGAGAUUUAUUGGACUAUUAAAAUAAACAUGUAAAUUGCCAAAGCAUUUAAAAUAACCCAACAAGUGGGAUAUAACCGCUUGCCUUUACCUAGAUAUUGACCCUAUUAUGUACACAUAUACAAUAUAUUCAGGCUGAUAGCUCGCAUAUAAAUAAUAUUACCUGAAUUCUGGACUCCGGCAGACCAGUCAGAGCCUCAAGUCUCUCCCGUAGGUAGAUAUCAGGAUAUUUAGUGUCA
Molecule: messenger RNA, 3672 nt
Organism: Gadus chalcogrammus (walleye pollock)
Lineage: Eukaryota; Metazoa; Chordata; Actinopteri; Gadiformes; Gadidae
Gene: lin9
Product: lin-9 DREAM MuvB core complex component
Exons: 15
Coding region: 22-1680 (552 amino acids)
Biological process (GO): regulation of transcription by RNA polymerase II; DNA-templated transcription; regulation of cell cycle
Cellular component (GO): nucleoplasm; transcription repressor complex
Molecular function (GO): DNA binding
Source: RefSeq, a predicted model, not a curated record